This is a messenger RNA of Lepus europaeus (European hare), 1118 nucleotides long. It is a transcript of the gene PSRC1, whose product is annotated as proline and serine rich coiled-coil 1. The record is from RefSeq and is a predicted model, not a curated record. Gene Ontology annotation, molecular function: microtubule binding. Gene Ontology annotation, cellular component: microtubule cytoskeleton; spindle pole; spindle microtubule. Gene Ontology annotation, biological process: mitotic metaphase chromosome alignment. NCBI's taxonomy places the organism in Eukaryota, Metazoa, Chordata, Mammalia, Lagomorpha, Leporidae.
ACAGGUGGGCUGGAGGUGUGGCGUGGAUGUGGAGCCGCGGGGUGGAAAGGUGGCUUAGGAAGAGGAAGAACCCAGGAGAUACUGCCGAGAUCAGAACUGACUGGCUCUCCUGGCUAGACAUGGAGAAUUUGGAGGAAGAUGUAAAGUUUAUUGUGGAUGAGACCUUGGACUUUGGAGGGCUGUCACCAUCGGACAGUCGCGAGGAGGAAGACAUAGCAGCAUUGGCGACUCCAGAGAAACCACUCCGACGGGGCCUUUCCCACCGAAGUGACCUGAAUGCAGUGGCCUCUGCACCCCAGGGUGUGAGGCUCAGCUUGGGCCCCCUCAGCCCAGAAAAGCUGGAGGAGAUCCUCCAUGAGGCCAACAGGCUGGCGGCCCAGCUGGAGCAGUGUGCCCUGCAGGAGCGUGAGAGCACGGGCGAGAGCCUGGGGUCCCGCCGAGUGAAGCCCAGCCCCCGGCGAGAGACCUUCGUGCUGAAGGACAGUCCUGUGCGAGACCUGCUGCCCACGGUGAGCUCUCUGGCUUGGAGCACACCCUCCCCCGGCAGCCUGACACCUCGACACCGGAGCUCCGAUAAGAAGGGCUCCGCCAAGGCUCUUCGGGCAGCGUCUGGAAAGAGGCCCUCUGGCCUCAAGAGGGAAUCACCCACUUGCAAUCUGCUCCCUGUCAAAAGCCCAGCAUCUUCUCCUCUUGCUCGAUCAACUCCUCCAAUCCGGGGGAAGGCUGGGCCCGGUGGGAGAGCAACAGCAGGCCCACCUGCCCCUGUCAGAACGGUCCUGGCCCCACAGCCUGCUACCAGCAACUCUCAGCGCCCGUCCCGGCCACAGGGAGCAGCUGCUAAAUCUUCCAGUCGCCUGCCGAUUCCCUCGGCCAUUCCCAGACCUGCCAGCCGCGUGCCACUCGCCAGCCGGAGUGGGCCACCUGGCAAAGGUGCCCUGCCUCCUGAUUCUGCGACGACACGGAAAGGGCUUCCAGACCAAGCGUUGCAGGCCACAGAGGUGAGGGGAGGUGGACAUGAGGUUCCAGUUUCCCAGCGACCAAAUCUUCCUGUCACUGGUGCCACUCGGAACAGUGUGCAGCCCCCCAGGAAAGUUGCAGUCCCAGGACCUACAAGGUAA